CCGCCGGGAUUCGACACUGCCUCCCUCCGCUACUGCAGCCUGGUCGCGAGGAGCUGUACCAAUUCACUUAUUAUUAGCGAUAUCAGAAAUUAUAAACAAUUUGCCAUUUUAAAACCAGGGAAUAGUCCGUCGUUGGAUACCACCACCCUCUGCAAAAUGCAGGCCAUCAAAUGCGUCGUGGUGGGCGAUGGUGCGGUGGGAAAGACAUGUCUUCUCAUCAGCUAUACCACCAAUGCCUUCCCUGGAGAAUACAUCCCCACAGUGUUUGACAACUACUCUGCCAAUGUGAUGGUAGAUGGGAAACCAGUGAAUCUGGGACUGUGGGAUACUGCAGGACAGGAAGACUACGACAGGCUCAGACCUCUGUCCUAUCCACAGACAGACGUGUUCUUGACAUGCUUCUCUCUGGUGAGCCCUGCCUCCUUUGAGAACGUCAGAGCUAAGUGGUACCCGGAAGUGCGUCACCACUGCCCCAACACCCCCAUCAUCCUGGUGGGCACGAAGCUGGACCUGAGGGACGACAAGGACACUAUUGAGAGGCUGAGGGACAAGAAGUUGUCCCCAAUCACCUACCCUCAGGGCCUGGCCAUGGCACGGGAGAUAGGUGCGGUGAAGUACCUGGAGUGCUCAGCCCUGACCCAGAGGGGGCUGAAGACGGUUUUCGACGAGGCCAUCCGGGCCGUCCUGUGCCCGCCACCAAUCAAAAAGAGGCGCAAGAAGUGCACCCUCUUCUGAGGGGGGGGCGAGGAGGAGGGGGUCUGCAAGAAAUUAAAACUGAAUCUACUGCUAAUCUAUCGCUGUCAGUGUCUCAAAUACUACCCUAGUCCCCCUUUAACACUGGCCAAAAGUAGUGCACUAUGUAGGGAAUAGGGUUGUUGUUUGUAAGGGAGUAGUAGUGCACUAUGUAGGGAAUAGGGUUGUUGUUUGUAAGGGAGUAGUAGUGCACUAUGUAGGGAAUAGGGUUGUUGUUUGUAAGGGAGUAGUAGGGCACUAUGUAGGGAAUAGGGUUGUUGUUUGUAAAGGAGCAGUAGUGCACUAUGUAGGGAAUAUGGUUGUUGUUUGUAAGAGAGCAGUAGUGCACUAUGUAGGGAAUAGGGUUGUUGUUUUAAGGGAGUAGUAGUGCACUAUGUAGGGAAUAGGGUUGUUGUUUGUAAGGGAGUAGUAGUGCACUAUGUAGGGAAUAGGGUUGUUGUUUGUAAGGAGCAGUAGUGCACUAUGUAGGGAAUAGGGUUGUUGUUUGUAAAGGAGCAGUAGUGCACUAUGUAGGGAAUAGGGUUGUUGUUUGUAAAGGAGCAGUAGUGCACUAUGUAGGGAAUAGGGUUGUUGUUUG
Messenger RNA from Oncorhynchus keta (chum salmon), 1330 nucleotides. RefSeq names its product ras-related C3 botulinum toxin substrate 3-like. Gene Ontology annotation, biological process: small GTPase-mediated signal transduction; establishment or maintenance of cell polarity; regulation of actin cytoskeleton organization. Bases 157 to 735 code for a protein of 192 amino acids. Gene Ontology annotation, cellular component: plasma membrane; cytoplasmic vesicle; cytoskeleton. The record is from RefSeq and is a predicted model, not a curated record. Gene Ontology annotation, molecular function: GTPase activity; protein kinase binding; GTP binding. Lineage: Eukaryota; Metazoa; Chordata; Actinopteri; Salmoniformes; Salmonidae. The transcript has 6 exons.